This is a messenger RNA of Pygocentrus nattereri (red-bellied piranha), 9125 nucleotides long. RefSeq names its product teneurin-2 (gene tenm2b). Lineage: Eukaryota; Metazoa; Chordata; Actinopteri; Characiformes; Serrasalmidae. The transcript has 31 exons. Gene Ontology annotation, biological process: signal transduction; heterophilic cell-cell adhesion; neuron development. The record is from RefSeq and is a predicted model, not a curated record. Gene Ontology annotation, molecular function: cell adhesion molecule binding; protein homodimerization activity; protein heterodimerization activity. The coding region runs from base 336 to 8681 and encodes 2781 amino acids. Gene Ontology annotation, cellular component: membrane; neuron projection.
CUCACUGUUGCUUCACGAUGAAAACAGUCCACGUGCGCUCCCCCGCUUGUUUCUGACCGUUAGGCUCUGAGAGGAGGUCUGUGCGCCGUUCGCCCUGUUGAUCUGAAUCGAGAGGCAGCUGUGAGUUCACUGAGCGCCUCUGCUGUCCGUGAAAGUGCUGCUCUGCGAGGCGGAUGCGCGAGCAGGACUCCGGCGGGAAGAGAGCGGCACUGCGGACUAAAAGUUCGUUACACGGUUGAAAACAGAGCAUGCCUCGCCUCUGAGAGCAAGACGAGCUUCUGAAGAGGUGAUCAAUACAACUGGCAUUCCACUGAGCUGUUUGGCUCCCCGCCGUGAUGGACAUGAAGGAGAGGCGUCACCGCUCUCUGACUCGGGGCAGGUGCAGGAAGGAGCUGCACUAUGCCACAUCCUCACUGGACACGGAUGAGUGCUGCGUAGCCACCCAGAAAUCCUACAGCUCCAGCGAGACGCUCAAAGCCUAUGAGCAGGACGCAGGACGGCUGCGCUACGGGGGCUGCGUGGCCGAGCUUGUACACCACGAGACGGAGGAGUAUGUCAGGCAAGCCUACGUGGAGCUGGCCCCUAUUGGCUUCAGGUACUUCAUGUCAGGUAUGAAGUGCGAAGGGAGCUUCACGUUGGCCGAACUGGGUGUGUGUGAGCGCCCUCAGCAGCAGGGUGUGUACUGCUCUGACCUGAGCCUGGUACAGCGGGGCUACUCUCUAAGCACUGGCUCUGAUGCCGACUCUGACCCUGAGGGUGUGAUGACGCCGGAGCGCGCUGUCCAGCUGUGGAGUGGCCAGGGUCUCAAGUCCUGCCGCAGCUCAGGCCUAUCCAGCCCUGACCACUCAGCAUUGACUCUCACCGACUCUGAGAACGAGCACAAGACCGAUGACGAGUCAGGUCGCCCCCUCCCUCCCACGCCGUCGUCCAGCCUGCUCCCCCCCACCCCUCCUCCCCCAUCUGGCCCUCACAACCCUGCUGCCCCGUCCAUCAGGGAGUGCCAGAUGCCCCUGCUGGACAGCGGCUCCUCCCACACCAUGCUGGACCCCCCUCCUGAUGACGAGUUUUCCCCCAACUCUUACCUGCUCCGUGCACAGCCCCCAACUGCUGGUCCAUCCAGCCAUCACAGUCAGUUGGCUCCGCGACCCCCUCUUCCCCCUCCGCACAACCACCACCAGUCUUCGGCUAAUUCGCUGAACCGCAGCACCCAUGCCAGUCGCCGGAACCCCCAGAGCCACACACCUAUCUCAGCCCCUGCUGACGGCCCUUCCACCCCAGAGUCCGUGCAGCUCCAGGACAGCUGGGCUCUCAACAGCAGCGUGCCGCUCGAGACCCGGCACUUCCUGUUCAAGACACCGUCGGGGAGCACUCCUCUCUUCAGCAGCUCAUCUCCCGGUUAUCCGCUCACUGGGGGCACCGUCUACUCUCCACCACCACGUCUCCUGCCCAGGAACACCUUCUCUAGGAGCUCCUUCAAGCUGAAGAAGCCCUCCAAAUACUGCAGCUGGAAAUGUGCUGCUGUCUCUGCCAUUGCCGCCGCCGUGCUUCUGGCUGUGCUGCUCUCCUACUUCAUUGCUCUCAAUCUGCUUGGGCUGAAUUGGCGUCUGAAGCCUACAGAUGGGCAUCUUGUCAGCACCGGCCUCAGCACAGGCAUCCCUGGCACUGGUGAUGUGGCAGCAGUGCCCUCCGGAGGCAGAGGGCCGUGGUUGUUGCGGAACAGCAGUAUAAACAGUGGUGAGCUGGAGGUGGGCCGGAGAGUGAGUCAGGAGGUUCCGCCAGGUGUGUUCUGGAGGUCACUGUUGCACCUACGCCAGCCUCACUUCCUUAAGUUCAACAUCUCUCUGGGCAAGGAUGCCCUGUUUGGGGUCUAUAUGCGCAAAGGUCUGCCGCCCUCACACGCCCAGUAUGACUAUAUGGAGCGCUUGGAUGGGAAGGAAAAGUGGAGUGUGGUGGAGUCUCCACGUGAGCGACGCAGUAUCCAGACCGUGGUGCAGAAUGAGGCUAUCUUUGUGCAGUAUCUGGACCCUGGCACAUGGCACCUCGCCUUCUACAACGAUGGCAAAGAGAAAGAGCCAGUUUCCUUCAGUACUGUUGCUCUGGAUUCUGUGCAAGAGUGCCCCCAGAAUUGCCAUGGCAACGGGGAGUGUACGUCAGGAGUGUGUCACUGCUUCCCCGGUUUCCACGGCAUGGAUUGCUCCAAAGCGGCAUGUCCUGUGCUGUGCAGUGGCAAUGGCCAGUACAGUAAGGGAGUUUGUGUGUGCUACAGUGGAUGGAAGGGGUUGGAGUGUGAUGUGCCAUUGGGCCAGUGCAUUGAUCCUGAGUGUGGUGGCCAUGGCACCUGCAGCCAGGGCACCUGCACCUGUGCAGCUGGUUACCGUGGUGACAACUGUGAGGAAGUGGAUUGUCUGGACCCCACAUGUUCUGGUCAUGGGACUUGUGUGGGAGGUCAGUGUCACUGUAAGCCAGGUUGGGCUGGGCCUUUGUGUGACUUGCCCAGAGCACAGUGUCCUGACCAGUGCCACGGCCAUGGAGUCUACAGCUCUGACACAGGCCUCUGCAGCUGUGACCCCAACUGGAUGGGCCCUGACUGCUCCACAGAGGUGUGUUCUGCGGACUGUGGGAGUCACGGGGUGUGUGUGGGCGGUGUGUGUCAUUGUGAAGAGGGCUGGGCAGGUGCUGCGUGUGACCAGAGGCUGUGUAAUCCACAGUGUGUGAAACAUGGCACCUGCAGGGACGGCAAAUGCCAGUGUGAGCAGGGCUGGAAUGGAGAGCACUGCACUAUCGAUGGGUGUCCAGGGCUGUGCAAUGGUAACGGCCAGUGCAUUAUGGGUCAGAACAGCUGGCACUGCGAAUGCCACACUGGCUGGAGGGGGCCAGGCUGCAGCGUUGCCAUGGAGAUCUCCUGCAACGACAACAAGGACAAUGAAGGAGAUGGCCUGGUUGACUGUAUGGACCCAGACUGCUGCACCCAGACUUCUUGCCUGACCAACCCGUUGUGCCGUGGGUCACGUGACCCACUCCAGGUCAUCCAGCAGAGCCAAUCGGCUGGCCAGAAAGUCAGCUCCUUCUAUGACAGAAUCAAGGUGCUGGUGGGACGAGAUAGUACUCAUAUCAUUCCAGGAAGUAAUCCCUUCAAUGACAGCUUGGCGUCUCUGAUUCGCGGCCAGGUCCUAACAUCUGAUGGAACUCCUCUGGUGGGAGUCAAUGUGAGCUUUGUGAAAUACCCGCAUUACGGUUACACCAUGACUCGCCAGGAUGGCACAUUUGAUUUGGUGGCUAACGGUGGGUCAUCUCUGACACUACGUUUUGAGCGCGCUCCUUUCCUGAGUCAGGAGCACACUGUGUGGCUACCAUGGAACCGCUUUUACGCCAUGGACACUCUGGUGCUGAAGACAGAGGAGAACACCAUUCAAGGCUGCGACCUGAGUGGAUUUGUCAGACCUGACCCUGUAGUAGUGCCCUCUCCUCUCUCCUCCUUCUUCAGCUCCAACCCCACUGAAAGGCAUAUCAUACCUGAGACCCAGGUUCUCCACGAACAGGUGGAAAUUCCAGGCACCGCUCUAAACCUGUGUUACUUGAGCUCCAGGGCCUCAGGCUACCGUGCCCUGCUCAAAGUAACCAUGACCCCAGCCCUGGUGCCUCUCAGCCUGGCCAAAGUGCAUCUGAUGGUGGCCGUUGAGGGCCAUCUAUUCCAGAAGUGGUUCCAUGCCUCACCUAAUCUGGCUUACACCUACAUCUGGGACAAGACAGACGCCUACAGGCAAAGAGUAUAUGGUCUGGCUGAGGCUGUGGUCUCUGUGGGAUAUGAGUAUGAGACAUGUCCCAGUCAGAUUCUGUGGGAGAAGAGAACAGCUGUGCUCCAGGGCUAUGAGCUCAGCCCCUCUAACCUCGGAGGAUGGUCACUGGACAAACACCACACACUCAACAUUCGCCAUGGUAUUCUACAUAAGGGUAGUGGGGAGAAUGUGUUCAUAUCUCAGCAGCAACCUCCAGUCAUCAGCAGCAUCAUGGGAAAUGGCCGGCGGCGCAGCAUUUCCUGCCCCAGCUGCAGUGGCCUGGCUGAAGGCAACAAGCUGCUGGCCCCUGUGGCUCUGGCCUGCGACGGCGAAGGCAACCUGUACGUGGGUGACCUCAACUUUGUCAGGAGGGUGUAUCCUUCCCUCAACACCACUGCCAUCCUGGAGCUUCGAAAUAAAGAUUUGCGACACAGCAACAGCCCGAGCCAUAAGUAUUACCUGGCGGUGGAUCCAGUCUCGGGCGCGCUGUUCCUGUCAGACACAAACUCCAGACAGAUCUACCGGAUUCGCUCGCUGAGCGGGGGCCACCCGCUGCUGGAAAAUGCCCAGGUGGUGGCUGGGACAGGCGAGCAGUGCGUGCCCUUCGAUGAGGCCCGCUGUGGUGAUGGGGGCAAAGCUGUAGAGGCUACCCUUAUGAGCCCCAGAGGCAUUGCUGUGGAUAAGAAUGGACUUAUGUACUUUGUGGAUGCCACCAUGAUCCGCAAGGUGGAUCAGAAUGGCAUCAUCUCCACUCUGAUAAAGACAAAUGAUCUGACUGCAGUCCGGCCUCUCAGCUGUGACUCCAGUAUGGAUGUCAGCCAGGUACGCCUGGAGUGGCCCACAGACUUGGCUGUGAACCCCAUGGACAACUCACUGUAUGUACUGGAGAACAACGUAGUCCUGCGCAUCACAGAGAACCACCAGGUGAGCAUUGUGGCUGGACGGCCCAUGCACUGCCAGGUGCCAGGCAUCGACUAUUCCCUCAGCAAGCUGGCCAUCCACUCGGCACUAGAGAGUGCCACAGCCAUAGUCGUCUCUCACACUGGUGUGCUCUAUAUCGCUGAGACGGAUGAGAAGCGCAUCAACCGCGUACGUCAGGUCAGUGCCAGCGGAGAGAUCUCGCUGCUGGCUGGCGCCGCAUCUGAGUGUGAUUGCAAGAAUGAUGUCAACUGCAACUGCUUUUCAGGUGACGAGGGUUACGCGGCCGACGCCGGCCUGAACUCACCCGCUUCACUGGCUGUUUCGCCUGACGGCACACUUUACAUCGCCGACCUCAACAAUAUUCGCGUCCGCUCUGUCCGCCGCAACCAGCCCAACGCCACAGCAAUUACAGGCACUGCUCGCUAUGAAGUAGGCUCCGCCCUGGAGCAGGAACUGUACUUGUUCAGUGAAGACGGCCUGCACAGGCAGACAAUCAGCCUUGUCACUGGCCUGCCACUUUACAACUUCAGCUAUGGCAUGGAUGGAGAGCUGGCCUCAGUCACUGACAACUCCAACAACACACUCAAGAUCCGAAGGGAGGCAGGUGGCUCAGUCAGGUUGGUGCUGCUGCCCGAGAACCAGGUGGUAACUCUGGGGAUGGACCCAGCAGGUAGUCUGCGCUCUGUCUCUGCCCUCAAUCAAGAGGUGGCGGUGCUCAGUUACUCCGGCAACACUGAACUGCUGGCCUCCAAGGCUGAUGAGACUGGGUGGACCAACUUCUAUGAGUAUGACAGUGAGGGUCGCCUAACCAAUGUCUCUUACCCCACUGGUGUGGUGACAAGUCUGCACCGUGAGAUGGAGCAGUCAAUUAACAUCGACAUGGAGAGCUCCAAUAGAGAUGAUGAUGUCACCGUCAUCACCAACUUGUCUUCAGUGGAGGCAUCCUACACUGUUGUUCAAGACCAAGUCCGGAAUAGCUAUCAAAUGUACUACAACGGCACCCUGCGGGUCUCCUAUGCUAACGGUAUGGGAAUCAGUUUCCACACUGAGCCACAUAUCCUGGCAGGCUCAGUCAGUCCCACCAUCGGGAGGCGCAACAUUUCUCUGCCCACAGACAGUGGCCUUAACUCCAUUGAGUGGAGGAUGAGGAAGGAACUGACCAAAGGCAAGGUCACUGUGUUUGGAAGGAAGCUGCGCGCCCAUGGCAGGAACUUGCUCUCCAUUGACUAUGACCGCACCACUAGAACCGAGAAGGUGUAUGAUGACCACCGAAAAUUUACACUACGCAUCAUCUACGAUGCACAGGGCCGGCCUGCUACCUGGCUACCCAGCAGCAGCCUGGCACUGGUAAAUGUAUCCUACUCUUCCACUGGGUGUCUGGUGGGCCUCCAGAGGGGAAGCAUGAGCGAGAAGAGCGAGUUUGACAGCUUUGGCCGCAUCUUGUCCCGCACCUUUGUGGAUGGAAAAGUUUGGAGCUUCAGCUACCUGGACAAGUCUAUGGUGCUGCUGCUGCAGCAGAGCCAGAAACAGUACGUGUUUGAGUUUGACGCAUCUGGUCGGAUCACUGCAGUCACCAUGCCCAGCAUGGCCAGACACACCAUGUCCACGCAUGUCUCAGUGGGCUACAUCCGCAACAUCUACAACCCUCCCGAAAGCAAUGCCACUGUCAUCCAUGACUUCAGUGAAGACGGCCGUCCUCGGGCCACUUUCUACUUAGGUACGGGUCGUCGCAUACUCUACAAGUACGGCAAGCUGGCCAAGCUCUCAGAGGUGCUGUAUGACUCAACAGCUGUCACUUUUGGCUACGAUGAGACAGCUGGUGUGCUUAAGAUGGUGAACCUGCAGAGUGGAGGCUUCUCGUGCACUAUCCGUUACCGCAAACUUGGCCCCCUGGUGGACAAACAGAUGUACCGCUUCUCAGAAGAGGGGAUGGUCAACGCUCGCUUCGACUACACCUACCACGACAACAGCUUCCGUGUGGCCAGUGUGAAGCCGGUCAUCGGAGAAACACCCCUUCCUGUGGAUCUCUACCGCUAUGACGAGAUUUCUGGCAAGGUGGAGCACUUCGGCAAAUUUGGCAUCAUCUACUACGACAUCAACCAAAUCAUCACCACAGCCGUCAUGACACUCAGCAAACACUUUGAUGCCCACGGCCGCAUCAAAGAGGUACAGUACGAAAUCUUUCGCUCACUCAUGUACUGGAUGACGGUGCAGUAUGACAGCAUGGGUCGUGUCAUCAAGCGUGAGCUCAAGAUUGGGCCUUAUGCUAACACCACACAAUACAGAUAUGAAUAUGACGGUGAUGGCCAGCUUGUGGGCGUCAAAGUGAAUGACUGGUCCACUUGGCGCUACAGCUAUGACCUCAAUGGCAACCUGCACCUGCUCAACCCUGGUAACAGUGCCCGGCUACUGCCUUUGCGCUACGACUUGCGUGACCGCAUCACACGUUUAGGAGACGUGCAGUACAAGCUGGAUGAAGAUGGGGUGCUGUGCCAAAGGGGCUCAGAUGUCUUUGAAUACAACUCCAAGGGGCUUCUGGAGAGGGCCUACAGCCGUGCUGCAGACGGCUGGAGUGUCCGCUACCGUUACGAUGGCCUGGGACGUCGUGUGUCACGCCGGACCACUAAUGGAGAGCACCAGCAGUACUUCUACGCUGACCUCAAUUACCCAGCCCGAGUGACCCACAUCUACAACCACACGCGGGCAGAGAUCACAUCUUUCUAUUAUGACCUGCAAGGUCACCUGUUCGCCAUGGAGGUGAGCAGCGGGGAGGAAUACUACAUCGCUUCAGACAAUACAGGCACUCCGCUGGCAGUCUUCAGCAGCAAUGGGCAGAUGGUGAAGCAGCUCCAGUACACGGCAUACGGUGAGAUCUACCUUGACUCCAACCCAGAAUUUCAGCUGGCUCUGGGAUUCCAUGGUGGCCUCUAUGACCCUCUAACCAAGCUGGUGCACUUUGCCCAAAGAGACUAUGAUGUACUGGCAGGACGUUGGACUUCACCUGACCAUACUUUAUGGCCAAAGAUAGGCAAGGAGCCAGCCCCUUUCAACUUGUAUAUGUUCAAGAACAACAAUCCUCUCAGCGACAUGAUUGAUGUUAAGAAUUAUGUGACAGAUGUAAAGAGCUGGCUGGUCAUGUUUGGUUUCCAGCUGAGUAACAUCAUACCUGGGUUUCCCAGGCACCCUUUGUACUUUGUUGACCCUCCAUAUGAAUUGCUUUCCAGUCAGGACUGUGACAAUGCCCAGCUGUUUACUGGAGUCCAACAUUCAGUGGAGCGCCACAAUCAGGCCUUUAUGGCUUUAGAGGGCCGGCUGCUCAACAAACACCGGCGGGCCAAGCGGGACAAGCUGGGCUACUGGUUUGGCACUAGCACCCCCAUUGUGGGCAAAGGCAUGAUGCUGGCCAUCCGGGAUGGCCAUGUGCUGACAUCUGUGUCUAGCGCAGCCAGCGAGGACAGCAGAAAGAUUGCGCAGCUUCUGAGCAAUUCCAUCUACCUGGAAGGUACACAUUACACCAUCGACGGCCGUGACUGGCACUUCUUUGUAAAGCUAGGGCUAGCGGACGGUGACCUGUUGGCCCUGGGCUUCAGCAGUGGCCGCAAGACACUUGAGAAUGGCGUCAAUGUGACAGUCAGCGGGCGCUCGCGUAGAGGCGUUACCAUUGAAAUCCACACAGCAACGUUAGCUUUUAGCAUCCGCUAUGGGCUAGCGCCGGAGGUUUUGGAGAAGGAGCGCGCUCGAGUGCUGGAGCAGGCCCACCAGAGGGCGAUGGCGGGGGCCUGGACCAGGGAACAGCAGUAUGUGCAGGAAGGCAGGGAUGGGGGCCGCACGUGGACCGAGAGCGAGAAGCAGCAACUGCUGGCUGUGGGCAAGGUCCCAGGCUACGAGGGUUACUACGUUCUCCCUGUGGAGCAGUACCCUGAACUCGCAGACAGUAGCACUAAUGUCCAGUUUCUCAAACAGAACGAGAUGGGCAAGAGGUAACAGAGCCCAGGCUGCUGCGGCCACUGCCCCUCCCUCAUCUCCCACGGAGAGAACAGAGACUUAGUCCAGAGAGAGCUGCAGGCAUCUUUCAUAAAAGACUUCAUCAACAUGGAAAAACUGCAGCCAACGGCCAAAAUAUUCUUGAUUUGGAAAAGCACCUGUAACUACACAAACUGUCUUUUUUGUAAGGGAAUUUAGACUUUUUAGAAAAAAAAGGCAAAUAUUUUUAGGUCAUUUUGGGGUGAGUGUAAAUUACAGUGGUGUUUUCAUGACAGCCAACUGAUGGCUUGGAUUUUCUGACCUACGUAUAGUUAAGGCUCCUUUCAUAAUUACACAACAGAUGUAGAACAUGUUGAAGCAGUUAGUUAGUCACCAUCUCAGGCCUCAAAAUACGAAAAUGAUACUGAAACAGCCGUCACUUGCCAAUAUAUAUAUAUAUAUAUA